AUGAACUCACCUGUCUUCCCCGGCAGCUGUUGGCGUCUGGGCAGCAAAGGUCUCCACACCACGGCGGGGUUUCUGAAGAAGACUGGCACCGAGCACUGGUGGCUGGAGCGGCACCUGAGGGACCCCUUCGUCAAGGCAUCGAAGCGGCAGCAUUACCGUUGCCGAAGUGCCUUCAAAUUACUGGAGAUGGAUGACAAGCUGCAUAUUCUUCGUCCAGGACUUUCCGUUCUUGACUGUGGAGCAGCACCUGGUGCUUGGAGCCAGGUUGCUGUAGAGAGGGUCAACGCCUUAGGUACUGAUCCUGCUGUCCCCAGUGGCUUCGUCCUUGGCGUUGACCUCCUGCGGAUUUCUCCUCUGGAAGGAGCAGUCUUCCUGUCGGAGGCUGACAUUGCAGACCCAAGCACGCUGAGGACGAUUCAGAGUCUGCUUCCUGCGGAGAAGGUGGAUGUUAUCCUGAGCGACAUGGCACCUAAUGCGACAGGCAUUAAAGAACUGGAUCAUCAGAAGCUGAUCAAUCUAUGUUUAGGCCUCCUGAAUCUGUCCCAAAGUAUUUUAAAGCCGAAAGGAACGAUGCUGUGUAAAUUCUGGGAUGGACAUGAAUCCCGUCUUCUGCAGAACAGACUGAAGGAGCAGUUCCAAGACGUGAGAGCUGUAAAGCCUCAGGCCAGCCGGAAGGACUCUGCUGAGUCCUAUUAUUUGGCAAGAGCGUACAAAGGGAAGUGAAAGCCGAGAGCUGCAGAUUUUCAGACAGGUGAUCAGACAUUGAUUGGAAAUCUGAAUUUGGCAUGUGUGUAAAGAAGAAUCCCACCAUUAAGAGCCC
Messenger RNA from Opisthocomus hoazin, 820 nucleotides. NCBI's taxonomy places the organism in Eukaryota, Metazoa, Chordata, Aves, Opisthocomiformes, Opisthocomidae. The record is from RefSeq and is a predicted model, not a curated record.